AUACUCAAAAAGGAACGGAACGGAUUGAUUGUUGGUCAGAGUUGACAUAUUAUUAUUUAUUUAUUUUUGAUCUCGUUUUGUGUGUUUGUUUUACAAUGAAGCAAAACUAGAAUUAAGAAAACAAAUACAGUUGAAACAAACAACCUGGUGAUAAACCUAUUAAUCAUGUCGCUUUUUUAAUUAAAUAUAAACAUGAGCAGUGAAAAAAUGACCUUGCAAUCAGACGAAGAUGCAGUUUAUGGCUUAAAACAUGAAUCAAAUGAAGAAAACUUAGUUUUCCAGUAUAUCUCGUCAAACAAUUACAAUGUUCAGAAUAUAUGUAGAUUAUGUUUAAGUGUAAAAUCAAGCAGCAACAUGGUAUCUUUGUUACCUCAGGACAGUGGCUCACUGGCCGAACAACUCUUCUCUCUUACUUCUAUCAAUGUACUGGAUAACUCCAACCUACCCUAUCACAUAUGCCCAGAAUGUAAUGAUCAGUUAACCAAAAGUUACAAUUUCAAACUAAGGAGCCAACAGUCUGACUGCACCCUCAAAUCAUUGUUUCAAAGCAAUAUUGUGAAGAAUGAAUCAGAAGAAAGUAAUCAUUUAGGGCAUCUUGGCAGCAGCUUUGAUGAUAAUGUGGAAAGCUACAGUGAAUCUACAGUACUAGAUAUCACAUAUGAACCUCAAAAUGAUCCACAGCAAAUUGUUCAGAAGAAAAGAAACAGUAUUAAGAAAAAUACAGCAAAAUCAGUACAAGACUCAAAGAGGAAUGUAAAAAUUAAAAAGGAUGUCAAAACUUGCACCUGUAUGGAGUGUUUUCAGUCAUUUCCAAAUAUGAAAUCUCUGCAAGUCCACAAACAAAUUAACCAUUCCGACGAGAAAUCAAUCAAGUGCAAUAAAUGUAAGGACACAUUUCUCUCAGAGAAGGACUACCAGAUGCACCUGGUGUUGCAUUCCAAAACCAAAAACUUUGCAUGCUCUGAGUGCAAAAAGGAUUUUAAAACCCGGUCGCAGUUGAAGCGACACUUGCGUCGGCACAUGGAGGUGAAGCAGCACGAGUGUGACGUGUGCAAGAAGAGAUUCAGCGAGCAGUACGCACUGCAGCGACACUACCGCGUGCACACGGGAGAGGCUUUGGAGAAAAAGCACAAGUGUGAAGUGUGCGAUAAAAGAUUCUCCUCAACCUCCACUCUCCUAGCCCACGCCCACACGCAUUCGGGCGCGCGGCCCUACGUCUGCGCCUGCGGGGCCGCCUUCCCCUCGCGCCGGCUGCUGCGCUCGCACGCCGCCGUCCACUCGCCGGAACUGCCGCACCAGUGCACCGUGUGCCAGCGACGAUUCCGCCACGCGUCCACCCUUACUGCGCACUUGCGCACGCACUCGGGCGAUCGGCCGUACGUGUGCGCGGCGUGCGGCCGCCGCUUCCUGCAGAGCUCCAACCUCACGCAGCACAUGCGGACCCACUCCGGUGAGAAGCCCUACGCCUGCUCGGUCUGCCAUCGCUCGUUCAGCUCGAGCUCGUCGCUGCGCUCGCACGCGCGCACGCACACCGGCGAGAAGCCGUACGGCUGCCCCGUGUGCGGGAAGAGGUUCGCCCGCUGCGACAUGACAUCACACAUGCGGCGGCACACGGGCUCACGACCACACGCGUGCGCGGCGUGCGCGCGACGCUUCUACACCGCGGCCCGGCUGAGGGAACAUACUAAUGUUAUGCACUCGGGAGAGAAGCCGUUCGAAUGCGCAAUAUGCGAAGAGAAAUUCGCUACAAAAUCCCAUCUCGUCAAGCACAUCAAGUCGCACGACAAAAAGAGUAAACGGAAGAAGCAAAUUAACAAGAACAUAUUACUCGUCACUAACGAAACGCCAUACACUGUCCAACUACUGACGGAAAACCUUCUUAUUAGCGACAAAAGCAAUGUAGCAGAAGAGGUAGUGAUCUCACAACAAGAAGAUAUCUCCAACAGUGAUAUGACAGUAGCACUGGGCAAUAUGGAGGUGGAACAAAUGCCUGAGGAAUGCCAAGCGAACGAAGCGAUAAUAGUGGACGGUCUGCAAAACAACUGCCAAGAAACUUAUUGCGUAUCAGAAAACGGUAUGAUUCAAACCUUAGAUUUAAGUAAUGUUAAUUUGGUGACGGUGAAUGGAGGGGAGAUCAGUAUUGAUGCCACGCAAGGAGUGUUGGAGGAGGGGACGGUCAAGUUGUACCAAGUUGAUCAAAGUUUACUCCAAAUAAGCACUUGUAAUGGACAAGUUACCAUUAGCAAGAUUACCAGCAAAAUGACGGCUAAUUUUGAAUAAGAUUUUAUUGUGGAAUUGCACGGUUAUUCAUUAGAAAUAUUUUACCUAUCUAGUAUAAUUUUACUGUUGUUAAACUGCAUGUAAGUUCACCAAAAAAUACAUUAAAAAUGAUAGUUCAAAUUCAAUAAUUUACAAUUUUAUUCAACUUAAACAAAAAUAUCUUUGUGUAAUUCUAAGCACUAGAUGUAACAGAAAAAUAAAUGCAUAUUUUAACAAAUUUAGAA
Plutella xylostella (diamondback moth) is the source of this 2504-nucleotide messenger RNA. RefSeq lists its product as uncharacterized. Gene Ontology annotation, biological process: regulation of gene expression. The record is from RefSeq and is a predicted model, not a curated record. Lineage: Eukaryota; Metazoa; Arthropoda; Insecta; Lepidoptera; Plutellidae. Gene Ontology annotation, molecular function: zinc ion binding. Gene Ontology annotation, cellular component: nucleus.